Culex pipiens pallens (northern house mosquito) is the source of this 1954-nucleotide messenger RNA. Its product is annotated as NADPH-dependent diflavin oxidoreductase 1. Lineage: Eukaryota; Metazoa; Arthropoda; Insecta; Diptera; Culicidae. Gene Ontology annotation, molecular function: NADPH-hemoprotein reductase activity; FMN binding; flavin adenine dinucleotide binding. Gene Ontology annotation, cellular component: cytosol. The record is from RefSeq and is a predicted model, not a curated record. The coding region runs from base 182 to 1930 and encodes 582 amino acids. The transcript has 4 exons.
GUUGUUUUAUGAUUUGCAACAAAAUUGCAAAACAAAGCGAUUGCAUCGCUCAUUGUGCGACUGAUAAACCGUGAUAAGACAGUUUAUUGUCCCCGUUUAAAAGUGGCUUAUUAUCAGUUUUUAGUGUCUGAAGAACUACACCGUUUUUAAGGCAAUUUGUAACGAGAAAGGCCCCCGCGAAAUGUCCUCCCCUCGCAAGCUGACCAUCUUGUACGGCAGCCAGUCCGGCACGGCCCAGGACCUGGCGGAGCAGAUCUGGCGCGACUCGAAGCUGUACCACCUGCGUGGUUCCGUGGCCGCCAUGGAUGAGUACGACAUCGGCCAGCUGAUCGAGGAACGGUUCGUGGUGCUGGUCUGUUCGACGUACGGCCAGGGCGAGGAACCGGACAACAUGAAGCGCUUUUGGCGGUUCCUGCUGCGGAAGAGUUUGCCGCUGGAUUCGCUGCGUGGGAUGUGGUUCGGAGUGCUCGGGUUGGGCGAUUCGCGCUAUCCCAAGUUUAACUACGUGGCGAAACGACUUCACAAGAGGUUGAUUCAGCUCGGGGGUCAAGCCAUGCUUCCUGUAGGGCUGUGUGACGAACAGCAUGACCUUGGCUAUGGGGCCGUCUUUAUGCCGUGGAUCAACGACUUUUGGAAGCGACUGGAGGAGUUGAGUCCGAUUCCGGAUGGGUUGAAAAAGUUGGAUGAAAGUCCUCGCGAGUACCGGUGGACGGUACGACGGUCGGAAGAACCUGUCGAGGAGCAGGAAGAGGUGGACAUGUAUGCCGACGUCAAAGUGGACAACGUGUUCGUUUCGGAGGUGGAGGAGAAUCGACGAACCACGCCGGAGGAUCACUUCCAGGACGUGCGAUUGAUAACUUUCCCGAGGAGAGACGCGAAUUGGACUGCGGGUGACGUGGUCUACGUCAGGCCGCACAACUCACCGGAGGACGUAGAUCGACUGUUCGAGUUGUUCGAGGAACAUGGACUAAAUCUGCACAAGGACACGGUCAUCACGGUGGAAGCGAUCGAUUCGGAACUCCCCGUCCCUCCCAUCCUCUCCAAACCCCUCCCCCUGGGCCGCCUCGCCACCCAGUACUGGGACCUCACCGCCAUUCCACGGGCACGUGCCUUCGCCGUCCUGGCGCGAACCUGCCCCAACGAACUGGAGCGCGAAAAGCUGCUCGAGUUUGCCAGCUACGAGGGCCAGGAAGAGCUGUACUCGUACGCGAACCGGCCCCGACGCACCAUUCUCGAGGUGCUGCGUGACUUUCCCCAUGCGUGCGAUUCGCUCACGCUGGCCGCCCUCUUUGAGCUGUUCCAGCCGAUCAAACCGCGGGCGUUUUCGAUCGCCUCGGCGGCCGCGAGCGGCAAGUUGCGCAUUUUGGUGGCGGUUAUCGAGUACCGGACGAAGCUGAAGGAACCGCGGCGGGGACUGUGCUCGAACUGGCUGAAGCGACUCGAAGUGGGGACGAAGCUGAGGAUGUGGACGAGGAAAGGCACGUUCCAGCUGCCGAAGGAUGUGACUACCCCGAUCGUUAUGGUCGGUCCCGGCACGGGACUCGCGCCCUUCCGGGCGGUACUGGAAGAACGUGAGCUGUCGGUGGACGCCACCGGUCCGUUGGUGCUUUUCUUCGGCUGCCGUAACGCCCAUUCGGAUUUUCACUGCGAGGAAGAUCUGCGGCGCAUGGAACGGUCCGGUCUGUUGACGCUAUUUUGUGCGUUUUCGCGUGACCAGGAGGACAAGGUGUACGUGCAACACUUGAUUCGGAAGCAGGGAGAUCUGCUGAAAAAGCUUCUGGUGGAGCGAAACGGAGUGUUUUUGCUGUCGGGCAGUUCCAAGAACAUGCCGGAAGCCGUUUGCGAAGCACUGGGUGAAGCGUUGGGAGAUUCGGCUUAUGUUGAGGAAAUGAAAAAGAGCGAGCGAUAUCAGGAAGAGACUUGGCAAUAGAAAGAGCUUUUUAUUUAGACUAAU